AUGCUGAAGAUUGGGUUUAUCUAUCUAUCUAUCUAUCUAUCUAUCUAUCUCAGACCCACUCUAUCUAUCUAUCUAUCUAUCUAUCUAUCUAUCUAUCUAUCUAACGCUCUUAAUGGGUACCUCAUUCUAUUCAACCUCUAUAAUUGGAUUACAUCUAUCCUAUCUAUCUAUCCUUUUAAAUCUGUUUAUUACCAGGCGGUUGCACGAUCGGAAACUGAGCAGUUAUAUCUAUUUCGAGAGUCAGAUAUCUCCCAAGUGUGCAUCACUGAUAGCACUAACUAUAUAUCUAUUACGGUAUCUAUCUAUCUAUCUAUCUAUCUGUCUAUCUAUCCUUUUCAAUCUUCUGUUAAUAUCUAUCUAUCUAUCUAUCUAUCUAUCUAUCUAUCUAUCUAUCUAUCUCAUUCUGUUCAUAUAUAUUUAUCCCUUUAUCUAUCUAUAUUUGUAUGUAUUUAA
Acanthosepion pharaonis is the source of this 453-nucleotide messenger RNA. The record is from the annotation of a GenBank genome assembly. NCBI's taxonomy places the organism in Eukaryota, Metazoa, Mollusca, Cephalopoda, Sepiida, Sepiidae.